AUGCGUUGCAUGUCUACUCUCACGUUCUUGAGCGCCGCCUUGCUAGUGGCCCAGCCGGCACAUGCAGCUGUCGAUGGUCUCUGUCCCAUCAUAGGCGCCGUCUUGCCGCCGCCGGUGAACCCUGGCUCUCACCCAGCAGUGGACAAGGCAAUUGCCCACCUCCAAUCGUUCCUCGAGACGACAACCAGCAAGCUCAACGUCUCUAGCGUUUCGGUUGCCAUCAAAUCCAUCCACGAGGAUAAGAAACUGCUCGAUUUCCAUUCAACGCCACCAACGCUGGACUCUAGGGGCGUGAAGACUGUCGAUGGCAAAUCCAUCUACCGCGUCGGCAGCAUCUCAAAGAUUUUCCCCGUUUUGGCUGUCCUGAAACUGGAUGGCGUUAGCCUCGACGACAAGAUCACAAAAUACCUGCCUGAACUCCGAGGCCUUGUUAACCAACAACCCGUUAGAGAUUCUUUGACCGAGGUGGAGUGGGACGAAAUUACCCUAGGGGCGCUGGGAGCACACAUUAGUGGUAUCAGCACGGAUUACGUCAUUGACUAUGCAAGCUUUCCUGGAUACGUAGAUCAGGCGGUAAAGCUAGGUCUUCCAGGGGUGAAGAAUAUAACAUCGACGGGGUGCGCCGGAAUUCCAGGCACUCGACCAUGUGAAUGGGAAGAUUUCUUCAGGGGCUUUGGUGGACGGGCACCGGUUUUCGCCCCCUUCAGCGCCCCGGCGUACUCCAACAUUGGCACGCCUCUGUUGGCCCUGGUUGUAGAGAAGGUCUCCAAAAUGAGCUACGAGGAUUUCUUGACCGAGAGGAUCCUUGCACCGCUGGGUCUCAAUAGCACGGGCUCCGUCAUACCUGAGGAAGCCAAGGGCGUCAUACCCAAGGGCGACUUCUGGUUUGGGACAGACACUGGUUUCGAGACGCCAGCUGGUGGACUAUACUCGUCCUCGGACGACAUGAUCGCCUUUGCCGACGCUGUUCUGUCCAACAAAGUCCUCUCACCCGCGCAGACUCGCAAGUGGUUGAAGCCGCUGACCAACACGGCCUCGUUGGGCACACAGCUGGGAGCGCCGUGGGAGAUUUUCCGCGCCAUCAACGUCACCCGCGACCAGCGCGCCAUCGAGGUGAUCACCAAGGGCGGAGACCUGUUCAACUACCGCGCCAGCAUGGCCCUGGUUCCCGACUAUGGCCUGGCCAUGACAGUCCUAGUGAGCGGCGACACCGCCGAGAUGGGCGCCAUCGUGCCUUCCGUCCAGGCGACCGCCGUCGAGAUUCUUCUGCCGGCCCUGGAGCGGGAGGGCAAGGACCAGGCGGCAGCGGCGUACGCGGGGAGGUACACCGACGAAGCGACCAACUCGACCAUCCUGCUCGAAGUGGACCCGGAUCGCGAUGAUGGACCAGGAAUUCGGGGUUCCGAGGUUGUGAUACGCGGAUUCGACGUGCUGAAAAACUAUCCCCUGUACGACAACCUCAACGGCAGGGCCCCCAGCACCAUGCCGCUCGUCAGGCUCCGGAUGCAGCCGACCGAGGGCCUUUCGACCGGCAAGAGGCAGUCGUGGCGCGGAGUUUGGAAUGUCGGCUCGGCGGAGCAGGUUGCAGCGCGCGAUGCGGCGUUUCCCUGGGCUGAGAACGGCUGCAUCACCUGGGCGAGCACAGAUCGGUUGGUAUACGGGCUGCAGGCGUUGGAUAGAUUCAUCUUCAACGUCGAGCCCAGAAGCAACGGGAUGAUCGAUGCGCAGAGCCUGGAGUUUCCUGCUUUUCAGGUAAAGCUGGUCCGCCAGAAGGCAUGCAAGGUCCGCAGGGGUGGCAGUUAG
This is a messenger RNA of Pyricularia oryzae 70-15, 1803 nucleotides long. Its product is annotated as beta-lactamase. Bases 1 to 1803 code for a protein of 600 amino acids. NCBI's taxonomy places the organism in Eukaryota, Fungi, Ascomycota, Sordariomycetes, Magnaporthales, Pyriculariaceae. The record is from RefSeq and is a predicted model, not a curated record. The transcript has 4 exons.